Molecule: messenger RNA, 1792 nt
Organism: Saccostrea echinata
Lineage: Eukaryota; Metazoa; Mollusca; Bivalvia; Ostreida; Ostreidae
Exons: 4
Coding region: 63-743 (226 amino acids)
Source: RefSeq, a predicted model, not a curated record
ACAUUUAAACUCUGGGUCUCAAGUCAGAGGUCUUAAACGGAGGCCCGGGGAAACCAGUAAAAAUGGCGACAGUUAUAGCAUCGGCUGUUCGGCAGAUUGGGGUGGUCGCUGAAGAAAUCAACACCGCAAUGGAGGCAGUUAAAAAAGGACUGCAUAACGUAAAGGUGUCGAAAUAUGACGCCACAAAGCUGGAAAGAGAUCUGGAAGGAGAGUUGUUUGACAAAUGGCAUGAAGGAUGUGAGGUGAUGAAAGCAGUCAAAAUCCCAUUUGACAACAUCGUUGCUUACCUUAACCACUUGCAGAGGGCGUAUGAAGGCAUUGAUGACGACGUAAGACUGAAAAUGGAAGGUAUCCUGUAUGCUAAGGAAUCCUGGGAGUACAAGAUAGUUGAAUGGAAGUUCAACAAAGGCGACAACUCCGGUGCUCGCUACGGAAUGGUGGCAUUUGGUCGAUCCCCAGAUGGAAUGUACGUAGACUGCAUGUACGUUAUGUACAAAAUGGAUUUCAAAAUUGCACCAAAAGUCAUAGUCACCGAAAAAAAGCACUCAGCAUGGUGGGGCCUCAAAACCUGGACCACGAGAAGAGUUGAGACGGAGGAACGCAAUCUCGGAACGAAGACUAUCAAAGUUCUUCAGAAUUUCUUUCGCUUAAAGGCUCUAGAGGGAUUUUACAAAGAAGGUUUGAUUGAGAGGAUAAAUUAUGUCCCUUCCCUGGAGGAUGUUCCAGAUCAUUCCACUCACUGACAUAGCAGACAUUUGUACUUCAUGUCAUUGACCAAGAUUCCAUAUUUGUUGUAUAAUACUAAUACUUAAUCCAAUGAAUAUUUUAUCAUUAUGACAAUCCAUUAACAAUAAACUAGUAAGAAUAGGUGUAUUAUGUCUACUGGUUGCAAUAUGCUAUAUAUGAAACAAGGCCUCUUCCUGAGGUCUAUUUUAUGCAGAUUUUUCAUGAUGUCUACUGACUGCAGUGUGCUAUGAACCAGGAUAACAUUAAAUCAUGUGUCUACUGGAUGCAACAUACAACGCACCAGAAACAUGUCAUGAUGUCUACUUUUUUUUUUUUUUUUUUUUUUUACAUUUUUUAUGCAACAGGACAUUUCAUGAUGUCUACUGGUUAUAACAUGCAUUGUACCAUGAUAAUUCAAAUUGUUUUUCUUGAUGCAGCAACCAGUGCAUCAAAACAGGUUGACAGUAAACCGAAUAACAUCCUAGUUUGUUAUACAUGUAUAUACGUGCUUGUAUCCUAAUCCAAUCGUGUAUCAUGUCAAGAAUAACGUUGUCGGUUCUGUAAUGACGGAUAUUAUUUAUUUCAAUAAAUAGCGUUUACUUCCAUAAAUUGAUCAUGAUUUAUGUGUUAUACAGCUGUACGUCCAUAAACACAGAGCACUUUGUCUAAAAACCCUACGCGUUCAAUCGAAGAGCAAACUUCGAUUAAAAAGGUAACUCUUUUAAACUUGUACGAACACUAUGAGGACUAAUCCUUAAUAAAAGGGAAGGGAAUUGCUUAAUUUUACUACGAAACCCAUGCUACGGUAAAAAAAAAAUCAAUUAUCCGAACCUUAUUUCUUUGUCUAUACAUGUAUUUUCUCUGAAAGCAUUGAAUAAAAGUACCACAUACCUAUCUUCCACUUUAUGUUCGCACGAUGUUGAGGACUUUGCUUUUGUGCUGCACCAAGAGUAUAAGUGUGGUUUGUGCAAAAAAAAAAUCUCAUAGAGUUUAUAAUUAUAAAUGAUAUAUUCAGUUUUCUUGUUUUACAUUUGAUUAAGAUUGUGUAAAAUAAAUAUAUCCAAAA